AUGAACGGCGUUUCGGGUAGAGAGUUGAAUGGCUUCAAUGGGCGGCCACAAAUGCCCAGCCCUUUGAGUGCUCCCAAGGGUCAGGCUCUAGUCGACAGAUAUAGGCAGGAUGCUUUGAAUGAUUUCCAGCCCGAAAACCCGCGCUUUAACCCUAUGAAUGCCGACAGAAUGCAGAGUUCGGUCCUUGUAGACCUCAAGGACCCUGUACAGGUACAUCUGCUCACAGAGACCGCUCUGUACGACAGCAGGGAAUAUGAGAUCCUUUCUCAAGAAGAGGUAGACGACCUGAAGAAACAAGUCCGAAUGCUGUCCCAGAUGAUCGAUCAGACGCGAUCAAACCUGGCCGUACAGUCAAAAUACCGAGAUGCCGCCAUUUCCAUGGCCCGCCUGUACUCACCCGCCUCGGGGAAGCGGAGAAGCCUGCUUGGGAACCGCAACAGUAGUAGUAGUUCUGCGUCGGAGGUUGAAGCAGAGCGUGACGCCAUACAAAAGAGGUGUGAGGAGCUCGCCUCAGAACUCUGGGUUCUGGAGAGACGGAUCAUAGAGCCACAAAGGAGAUUGCUGGAACACACGGCCGGCAUCCUGCAGAUGACACACAAAGCCCCUAGCAAGAACAAGAACAGGGGAACACGGACGCCGAGAGCCCCUCUCGUCAACGGCAUCCCAGCAAGUCCAGAGAGCAUGUACACCUCAAACGGUAGGAACAGCAUGGAACCAGAUGACGUGCCUCUCUUUGAAGAUGAUUCCUGGAACCGAUCUUUCGACGAUGCGUUCAACAGUACUCGCGCCCCUCCAAACAUCAUUGAAAUACCCCUCAAGUCACCUGUUCGAGAACAACAUAAACAGCUCACUGAGGAAACGGAAAGGUUGCGCGACGAAAACUAUUCACUACAGCAGGAAACGGGUUCUCUGAGGCGACAAAAUGCAUCCCUCAGUGCAGAGUUGGAGGAGCUCAAGCAGGAGGGAACGAACCAGUGGCGCUUGAUUUCCGAUACAGAACGAAAACUAGAAACAUUCAACGACCAGUUACGACAGGUGGUUGUGAGGACAGAUCCAGUGAAAAACGGCAACUAUAGCAAUCCCCCUUCUGGCCAACUUGAGCCUGGCGACUUGCUCAACAGUCAUCUCGAUUACCUUGAGAAGGCAGUCGUGCUCAUUGGAGAGGGGACAGGAAAUAGCCGCGAGGCUACGGAGGCGGUCAACGAUCUUGGUGCUCGGGUUCGAGAUUUACUUUCCCAAACAAGCACAUACCCAGACCCACCAGUGUCUGAUGCUGGAUUUGAUGAGCAGAUUCAAUACAUGCAUCAGGCGCUAUCGGCGUUUGAGUCAGUACUUCAGACGGCCAACGAGAAAUCCUUGGCUGGUGCUGCUGAUAGGCAGAAGGGCGAGCAAAAUGAUGCAAUUCUGAUGGGGCUAUGGGACAUCAUCCAGGCAGGCUACGCUGAUAUUCAAGCGCAAAAUCAGGAUAGGAGAGCAACUCGUAUUGACAAAGGUCUCCGAGUUGAAGACGAUGACAUGUCAGACACAGAAGGCCCCUUCGAUCCUGACGAGACGUAUUCUCUCAGCGCCUUCUCCACCAAAGUCCAGUGGCUGUAUGCUGAGGCCACGAAGCUCAAGGAGCAGAAGGCCGUGCUUAAAAGACAGAUCAAGCAGCAACGCGAGCUAAACAACAAGUCGGACAGUGAGAAGGAUGAUGCGCUUAGCGCCAAGGCAGCCGAGCUCGAGGAAUCUCGCAUGGCCCUUGACCGUGUAGAGAAGGAUGCCCACGAUGUUCGUCGACAGUUGUCUGAAGCGCUUGCCAAUUACGAAACUCACCAAAGCAACCUGGCGCGAUCUGGCGAAGAGCAAUCCACGGCUGCUAAGAAGGCACAAGACGCUGCCAAAGAAGCACAGAGUCAGCUUAAGGAACGCAACGCUCAGGUUUCGGCACUUGAGGCCAGCACGAAGGACAUGCAGAUGCGCCUCUCCGCGGCAGAAGCAAAUAUUGCCAUGAUCACCGCCCAACUCCAACAGGCCAACAACGCUAGGGACGAGGCCGACAAGCUAGUCUUAAAUAAGGAGCGAGAGAUCAAAGACAAACAGGACGAACUUGACGAGACGAUUGGCCAGCUCGCAGAAUUCAAGAUCGAGGCAACACUCGCUAAAGCCGAGCUCGAUGGUGCCUAUGGUAGUCGUCGUGAGCGUGCUGCCGAUGCCGCGGCCUUAUACAACGGCGCUGAGACAGCCAAAUUGCAGGCCAGAGUCGAUAGAUUGCAACCCCGUAUCAACCAGCUAGAAAAGGAGCUCGAGGGUACUGUCUCUGAUCUCAAGGACAUCACCAAACAGGCUAUAGAGGCUGAAACGAAGAUUGCUGAACUCGAGUCUGAACUCGAUAAGGCUAACCAGCGAGCUCGGAAAGACAAGGAACAACUUCAAGAUGCGCUUGACCAAGAGAAGCUCAAGGCUACAUCCAUGCCACUGUCGCCAAGUGGACGGCCCAACGCAAGCAUCCUAACUGAUUCAUACAGAGAUGCAUUGAGGUCUGAGCGUAAGAAACACGAGGAGCAGCUUAGGAACGAACAAAUGAACAGGAGGAAGAUCGAGGAAGAACUUAGACAACUGAGAAGAGCAAUGGGUCCAGGCAAAAGCCCAUUGAGCCCAAGGUGA
This is a messenger RNA of Truncatella angustata, 2646 nucleotides long. Its product is annotated as Up-regulated during septation-domain-containing protein. Bases 1 to 2646 code for a protein of 881 amino acids. The record is from RefSeq and is a predicted model, not a curated record. The transcript has 3 exons. NCBI's taxonomy places the organism in Eukaryota, Fungi, Ascomycota, Sordariomycetes, Amphisphaeriales, Sporocadaceae.